CAUAUUUUUUCUUGCCCUAGCUCUCUGUGAAUGGACAUUAGCAGCUAAUCAAGCUGUUACACGUGAUAUAUAAACGGCGAGCUCUGGGAGCAUAGAGCUGUAGUCCGUCCUCGCUGCUACAAUGGAGUUGCAGGGCAAAGUUGCGCUGGUGACUGGCGCUGCCCAGGGCAUUGGGAAAGCAAUUGCUGAAAUCCUACUGAAGAACGGCGCUAAGGUUAGUCUGUUAGAUAUCAAUGUACCCACAGGGGAAGCCACCAAAGCUGCCUUUGCACAGAGCUAUGGAGAUGAGAAUAUUUUGUUCCUCCCAUGUGAUGUAACAUCUGAGAAUCAGCUGAAAGAUUGUUUCAGCAAAACUCUUGAAAAAUUUCAGAGUUUGGACAUAGUAUGUAACAAUGCAGGGAUCUCUGAGGAAAACUGGGAGAACUGCCUCAGUGUAAAUCUGGUCAGUGUAAUUAAGGGAACCUAUCUGGGAAUACAGCACAUGAGUAAAGAGGCUGGUGGGAGAGGAGGCGUGAUUGUUAAUAUUGCCUCCAUUGCAGGUGUGAUUCCAUAUUUUCUUGGACCAGUUUAUGCAGCCUCAAAGUAUGGAGUAGUAGGAUUCACUACGUCACUGUCUCUGACCUGCCUUGAGAAGCAUGGAGUUCGACUACAAGCGCUGUGUCCUGGUUUCGCUGACACUCAGCUUCUGGCAAAUCUGAAAUGGGUGAAGGAUCCGGAACAGAAGGAGAAGCAUGACAUAAUUUUGGCCAGAUUUGGAGUGCUGACGACCUCACAGAUUGCAGAGGGAUUCUUGAAGCUCGUCAUGGAUCAGACCAGGAAUGGGGCAUUGCUGAAGAUGUUGGGAAAUGGUCUCUUUGAGUAUGAACCCCUACCAGCAAUUUGUCUUCCAGAAAAUCUGACAUCAAUUUAGGGACCUAAAGAGUUCAAGCAACAGAUUACUGAGAAGAAUGGAAAGUUUAAACCUGAUCAGAAAUAAAAUGGCAAUAAUUUUAA
This is a messenger RNA of Stegostoma tigrinum, 993 nucleotides long. RefSeq names its product 15-hydroxyprostaglandin dehydrogenase [NAD(+)]-like. Gene Ontology annotation, cellular component: cytoplasm. Bases 122 to 910 code for a protein of 262 amino acids. NCBI's taxonomy places the organism in Eukaryota, Metazoa, Chordata, Chondrichthyes, Orectolobiformes, Stegostomatidae. The record is from RefSeq and is a predicted model, not a curated record. The transcript is spliced from 7 exons. Gene Ontology annotation, molecular function: oxidoreductase activity, acting on the CH-OH group of donors, NAD or NADP as acceptor.